AUGAAGCAGGUAGCUCAGCGGUCGCUCAGACUUGAAGCUGCCCUGCUACGCGAAAGACUCGUACCACAACAUAACACCCUUGCUCAAGCCACAGUACAAGCACGACGAUGGCAGUCAAACAGAGCCGAGUCAUCCAGCUACCAACCCAGCGUCAGCCAACGUGCCGGAGCUGACAGUGUCAACUUCCCAGGUGCCGUGAACAGCAAGUUCACCUCCACCAUGCGGUUCCAAAACCCGGCAGAAAACACCGCCAUGUCAACAUAUCGUAUCUUAGAUGCAGACGGCAACGUGGUUGACAACACCCGCGACCCUCAAAAUGCGCCCGACAAGGAAAUCUUGCAAUGGUACAGGAACAUGUUGACUGUGAGUAUCAUGGAUAUCAUCAUGUUUGACGCCCAACGUCAAGGCCGUACCAGCUUUUAUAUGGUAUCAGCUGGCGAGGAGGGAAUCGCCGUAGGAACAGCUUCAGCGAUGGAUCCGGACGACGUCUGCUUUCUCCAAUAUAGAGAACAGGGUGUAUGUAUCCAGCGAGGGAUGACACUGAAAGAGCUUAUGAGUCAGCUAUUUGCCAACAAGGACGAUGUUGGCAGAGGACGGAACAUGCCUGUACAUUAUGGAAGCGGCAAGCACAAGAUAUUCACCGUGUCGAGUCCGCUUGCUACACAGAUUCCGCAAGCGUCUGGUGCGGCAUAUGCACUGAAGCUGCAGCGGAUGAUGGAUCCGAAUGUCAAACCGAGGAUUGUGACUUGCUACUUUGGCGAAGGCGCAGCGAGCGAGGGUGACUUCCACGCCGCAUUGAACAUAGCUGCCACCAAGUCCUGCCCUGUUGUAUUUGUGUGUCGAAACAACGGCUUCGCUAUUUCCACGGCAAGCAUAGAGCAAUACAAAGGUGACGGUAUCGCUAGCAGAGGAUUGGGCUAUGGUAUUGACACGAUCCGAGUGGACGGCAACGACAUCUUCGCUGUCAGAGAAGCAAUGAUCGAGGCUAGAAAGAUGGCCCUUGGAGGAAACUGCAAACCAAUUCUAAUCGAAGCAAUGAGCUAUCGAGUCAGUCACCACAGUACAAGUGACGACAGUUUCGCAUACAGAGCGAAACGCGAGGUGGAAGAGUGGAAGCGCAGAGACAACCCAAUCACUAGACUACGCAAAUGGAUGGAGAAGAAGGGCAUAUGGAACGAGGAUAUGGAGAAGGAAGCCAGAGCAAGUAUACGAAAGCAGAUUUUACAAGAGUUCUCAGCUGCUGAGAAGGUAAAGAAGCCAGCGCUUCGAUAUAUGUUUGAGGAUGUGUUCGAGGAGAUGACUCCAGAUCUGAAGGCUCAAAUGAAGGAGCUGAAGAGAUUGAUAGAGACAUAUCCUAAAGAGUACGACGUGUCGCAACACGAGCAGGGUAUCAAGAGUUUAGACUAG
Molecule: messenger RNA, 1407 nt
Organism: Lithohypha guttulata
Lineage: Eukaryota; Fungi; Ascomycota; Eurotiomycetes; Chaetothyriales; Trichomeriaceae
Exons: 1
Coding region: 1-1407 (468 amino acids)
Biological process (GO): branched-chain amino acid catabolic process
Molecular function (GO): oxidoreductase activity, acting on the aldehyde or oxo group of donors, disulfide as acceptor
Source: RefSeq, a predicted model, not a curated record